AUGCCAGCAACGGCCACAGUUUCAUCAUCAAUAAUAAAUCUCGUGAAAACAAUAGUAGGCGCUGGUCUCCUAGCAAUACCAUACGCAUUCAGAAGUGAUGGCAUUUUAGUUGGUACAUUAUUAACUUUACUAGCAGCAAUAAAUUCUGGAUUUGGUCUAUUCAUCCUAGCUAAAUGUUCUAAAACUCUAAUAAACCCUAGAAAUUCAUCCUUCUUUUCAAUAUGUAUGUUAACAUAUCCAUCAUUAUCACCAUUAUUUGACUUAGCCAUGAUUAUACAAUGCUUUGGUGUUGGUUUAAGUUAUUUAGUCCUUAUUGGUGAUAUCUUCCCAGGAUUAUUUGGUGGACAUAGAGAUUACUGGAUUAUUUCUUCAGCUUUCAUUAUAGUACCGUUAUCAUGUUUGAAAAAAUUGGAUUCAUUGAAAUAUUCAAGUAUUGUUGGUCUUUUCGCAUUAGCUUAUCUAUCCAUGUUCAUAUUCGUUAUGUUUUUACAUAAUACUGUUUUCAAAUUGCCCAAUGAAGGUGAUUCAACUAGAGGUGAAGUUUACUGGUUCCAUGUUUAUGAUUUCAGAGGAUUACUUUCCACUUUUAGUAUUAUUAUAUUUGCCUAUACCGGUGCCAUGAAUUUAUUCAGUAUGAUUCGUGAACUAGAAGAUAUCUCUAUGCAAAAUAUUAAGAACGUAAUUAAUGGUUCAAUAAUUAUUUCCACUGGAUUAUUUCUUUUAGUUGGAAUAUCGGGUUAUUUAACCUUUGGCUCUAAUGUGGAGGGAAAUAUUAUACUGAAUUAUAAUCCAAAUUCAAAUUGGAUUUAUAUUGGCAAGUUUUGCCUGGGUACUAUGUUAAUCUUAUCUUUCCCAUUGUUGUUUCAUCCUUUACGUAUUGCUGUUAACAAUCUUGUUGUUUGGAUGAAAAUGACGGUUGAUGGAGAUUUGGGAAAUAAUGGUAAAAAUUGUAAUGUUAAUCCAUCAUUAUUAAACAAUAAUAAUAAUAAUAAUAAUAAUGGUGUUACAAUGCCUAUUACGUUGAAUGUCUCUGAUGAUAUUGCAGAUGAAGUAGAAGAUGAAAGUAUACUUCAAAAUAUUACUACUACUACACCUACUCCUCGCGGGUCAAUAGAACAGCUUCCAGAUAAUGUUUCAGUUAAAACAGUGUUGGAAGAACAAGAAGAAGAAGAAGCAGCAUUCCCGGAUACAAGGUUCUAUGGAAUUACUGCCUUUUUACUAAUAGUCAUGUACAUCAUUGCAUUAAACGUUAAAUCUUUUGCAUUGGUACUGGCACUUAUUGGUGCCACAGGUUCCACAUCAAUAUCGUUUAUUUUACCUGGUUUAUUUGGUUACAAAUUAAUUGGCACAGACUCUCUAGCUAUUGGUCAAAUGGUACCAUUGAGAGACCGUCUCUAUAAAAGAUUAAGUUUAUUAUUAGUUUUCUUUGGUCUAGCCGUAAUGAUCCUUUCAUUAUAUGUUACCCUUUCUGAAGUCUCAGAAACUAUGUAG
This is a messenger RNA of Naumovozyma dairenensis CBS 421, 1491 nucleotides long. It is a transcript of the gene AVT7, whose product is annotated as Avt7p. Gene Ontology annotation, molecular function: L-lysine transmembrane transporter activity; L-arginine transmembrane transporter activity; L-glutamate transmembrane transporter activity. The transcript has a single exon. The coding region runs from base 1 to 1491 and encodes 496 amino acids. Gene Ontology annotation, cellular component: fungal-type vacuole membrane. The record is from RefSeq and is a predicted model, not a curated record. Gene Ontology annotation, biological process: amino acid transmembrane transport. NCBI's taxonomy places the organism in Eukaryota, Fungi, Ascomycota, Saccharomycetes, Saccharomycetales, Saccharomycetaceae.